Cloeon dipterum is the source of this 2526-nucleotide messenger RNA. Its product is annotated as zinc finger CCCH domain-containing protein 18-like. The transcript has 11 exons. The coding region runs from base 222 to 2300 and encodes 692 amino acids. Gene Ontology annotation, molecular function: metal ion binding; RNA binding. The record is from RefSeq and is a predicted model, not a curated record. Gene Ontology annotation, cellular component: precatalytic spliceosome. NCBI's taxonomy places the organism in Eukaryota, Metazoa, Arthropoda, Insecta, Ephemeroptera, Baetidae.
UCGUGAAAUUUAGCGGCAUGAUCAAGCGUGUUCUCUGAUUGGUCAUUUGCUGAGCGUUCUCGAGAUCGUUCAAGCUGCGAUCGUGUUCACUCAGCCGCUUGCGCUUACCGAUGGGACACGCCCACUUCUCUCGGCAGUGGGUUUUGCACAUUUCCAACCUUAUUGAUUGUUUGUUGACAACUUUUCCGGCUGGAAAUUGAUCAAAAUAAUAGACAUAAAAAAUGGAAUCUGAAGAAGCAAAUCAAGAAAUGUUUGAUAAUGAACUCGACUUUGAAGAAGAAGCAAAAGAAGAAAAGGGCGAUGCUUCUGAAGAAGAGGAUGUUUUCAGUGAUGUUGAGACUAGUCAGAUUCUUUUAGAGUGUGAGGAGGCGAAAAUCGAAUCCGCAGAAGGUUGCGAUGAUGGGGAGGAAGUUCAUUGCGAUAUAGAUAAGAAGGAUGAAGUCUUUCAAGAUGACACUGAACAAGUGAGCAGCAAAAGUGGAAGUGACGGAGAGAUAUCUGAUACUGAUGAUGAUAAAUGCGAAAAGCCUAAGGGAAAACCUGAGGGAAAGGUAGGCGAUGAUAGAGAGGAGGGCGAGUGCUCAGACGGAGAUGACCACGUUGAAAUACCAUCAAAUCGACCCAGAGUACCAUGCAGGUUUUUUAAUCGAGGUUUCUGCAACUGGGGAAUGAACUGCAAGUUUAUCCACGCAGGGUUCAAUGACAAGGGCAACUAUCGCAUGUUUGAACCAAUGAAGCAUCCUGCAGCUAUGUACAACAAUGAAAACAUUCAUCCCAUGAGAAUGAUGAGGCCACCAGCUCCAAUUGCACCAAGGCCAGAGCCUGUAGAGACGAAGCAAGAGACUGCCUGGGAAAGAGGGCUUAGACACGCCAAAGAAAUGAUGAAACAAGCACAGCAAAGAAAGGAGACUGAUAUUGAUUUUGAGGACAAAAAGAUGAACCUAAGCUUGGGCGAAGACGACAUUUUGAAAGAAGAUGUUUUGUACACCAGACCAGCAAGUCCACUGUUUUCAAGGAGUGAUGGUGAAGAUGAAGAAAACUUCCCAGUCCCUAGAAUGAACAUUAAUAUGAUUAUGGAACGACCCCCAAUGCAGAGAAGAAUGCCAUAUCAAGGUGCAAGAAAUUUUAAUGGCAGGGGUGGCGGCGGAGGUGGUCAACACUUUAGAAAUGAUUUCAACAAUCAAGGAUUCAAAGGCAGAGGGCGAGGUGUAGAACACUAUGAAGAGAGGAAAAGGAAUGCACCAGGUCCUGGUAGAGGGGACGAAUGGUCAGACCCUUGGAUGAGGAAACGCUCACCAAAUAGAAGGAGGAAAGUAUCAUACUCAUCUGGUUCUUCAUAUUCCUCUUCAAGUCGGAGCAGGAGUAGAAGUUAUAGUAGUAGCAGUGGUUCUUCACGUAGCUCGUACUCUUCUUACUCCAGCAGGAGUCGAAGCAGACGUAGGUCUCGCUCCAGGUCUCGUUCUCGUCCUAGGCUGAGUCCAAUCGCACGCAAGGAGGAGCUCUACGGCAAAGGAAUGAUGAACAAGCCAUCUUCUGCAAAUGUUAGGCCUCCAGCACGCGUGCCCGCGAAGGGACAAGCGGUGAAGCCACCAGUUGUUGCUCAAGCUCCCAAGGAAGAGCCUCUUCAAAAAGAGCCUAAAAAGCUUUUGGACUAUAACCCGUCUUUCCAAAACCCGCCAGCGCCAGAGAAAUCGGACACUAUUCAACUCUCUGCUGAAAGUGGCAAAGAGAAUAAGAAGAUGACGAUUUCGCCAUUUGGAAUUCAACAAGCCGCCCCCAAAACUCUUCCUGGAAACAUGCUGAAAGAAGCUAAGAAAACCAAAAAGGCAACGAAAAAAUCUAAAAAAAUAAAGAAAAAGAAGGAAUCAGAUAGCGAGUCGGAUAGUAGUUCAUCUAGUUCUGCUUCUUCGUCUUCCUCCAGCUCUUCCUCUUCUAGUGAUAGUGAAGAAGAAGCAAGGAAGAAAUUAAAAGCGAAGCGCAAAAUUGUCAUGGACGGACGAGAGGCUCUAGCUAACAUAGUGAAAAUAUCAGCAAUGGACGCCUUGCGAAUGUCAGGACAGAAGCAGCAAAUAAAACUUAAAUUAAAACCCUCUGAUGGAUCGGCGCCUUCAAGCGAGCCGCUAGUUCCAAUGCAAAUGCCAUUUGAGCCAGUGCCACUAGCCAGGAAGAGAUCAACAGAAACAUCAGAAAACGAAGCUCCCAAGGCUAAAAAACCGACUAGCUCGAGACGCGAGGAACUGCUUAAUCAACUCAAAGCCAUCGAAGAUGCGAUCAAGAAAAAGAGAUCAAAGCUGCAUUAGCCUAAGACUCUUUUUUAAAAUUGUACAAAUUACCAAUUUUUCUUAAUGUAAGUGUGUAUGCGAGCCAUUGGAAUGGUCUCUGAUGCAGAGAUACCAUUUCCUCCACUAUUGGGACAAAAAUCUUGUAUGUGCCUCUUGUUCCAAAUCUUGUAGGACAUGGAAAUUAAUAAAUUUUCAUGCAAUGGACUUAUUAUGUAAUUAAAAAAGCGUUUGAUUUUUUACACAG